Phalaenopsis equestris is the source of this 2123-nucleotide messenger RNA. RefSeq lists its product as uncharacterized. Bases 279 to 1910 code for a protein of 543 amino acids. The record is from RefSeq and is a predicted model, not a curated record. NCBI's taxonomy places the organism in Eukaryota, Viridiplantae, Streptophyta, Magnoliopsida, Asparagales, Orchidaceae. The transcript is spliced from 16 exons. Gene Ontology annotation, molecular function: 2-oxoglutarate-dependent dioxygenase activity.
UCAGCUCCCCGUAGCUGAGAACAAACGGAGUUACGUGGCCGUUUGUUUCGCCUGCAGCUGAGCUCGGUACGUGGUGCUUCCGAAGGCCACGAGCGUUCCAGAGGAUUCUAGAGUUUGAAGGCAAUCUGUUGGGCCAAUGGGCUCUUUGAGCCCAUUAAUGUUUUCAAAAUGGGCUUCGUUCAUGUCAGGCCGGAACGUUUUUACUAACAGGGUUAGGUUACCUGGUUGAAGGAAGGAGAAGUCGGCUCGCAGGGCUUCCCGUGCGAUCGGAACUGUUAAUGGCUCAGGUAGAAGAAGCUCUAAGAAUCCGCCAUUUCCAUCGCAUUCCAUCGUCCGAAGAAUUCUCUGCUGAGAUUGAGCCAUCCAACGUACCCGCUGUAUUCUAUGGCGCUAUCAAAGAAUGGGAAGCGAUCAGUAGGUGGAACCCUUCCGAUGGGGGCCUCAAUUAUUUGCAGGAAAGAGCGGGAUCUGUUGUUGUGGAGGCUAUGCUGUCAAAAUCAGCACCGGUUUUUUAUGGAGACCUUAGAAGCCAUGAGAGGGUUCCUGUUCCAUUCUCGACAUUCCUCAACUCUUGCAAAUCUUACCAGACAGAAGAUGGUAAUUCCAAUCAUCAAGAACAGAUCAACAAGAAGCUGGCUUACUCUAGAGAAGAACAGACAUCUAUAUCGGAUAUCACUGAUUUAGUUUAUUUAGCGCAAGUCCCCAUUUUGAGUGCUAAAAUUAGAGAGGCUUGUCCAUUGGAAAUUUUGAGAGGUGAUUUCGAAAUGCCUAAUUUUCUGGGAAACAAUGCAGUGGAAUCUAUCAAUUUAUGGAUGAAUAGGGCUUCUUCUAGAUCUAGUACACACUAUGAUCCGCACCAUAAUCUGCUUUGUGUAGUUGCUGGUUUUAAACGUGCUGUUUUAUGGCCUCCUUCUUCAACUCCUUUACUAUACCCAAUGCCUAUCUAUGGAGAAGCAUCAAACCAUAGUGCCGUUGACCUAAUAAGGCCCGACUUUUCAGUGCAUGGCAGAGCUGUUAAGUCGAAGGAAUAUUCACAAGAGAUCAUUCUUCAUCACGGUGAUGCUCUUUUUAUCCCCGAGGGUUGGUUCCAUCAGGUGGAUAGUCAUGAUCUGACAAUUGCAGUAAACUUUUGGUGGAAAUCUAGCACGAUGUCUAACAUGGUGGAACACAUGGAUGCAUACUAUCUUCGUCAAAUAUUGAACAGAUUGGUGGACAAAGAGAUGAAUUUAAUGUUGAGAAGGUUAGAAGGUUGCUUAAAAAGUGGAGACCAUGCUCCAAAAAAUGAUUUCUCAGAAGGUGACUCUAAUUUUGAGCCAAAUGAUCCGAGAAUGUGUUCUGAACAGAACAGCCAGAAGUUUUCAUCGGCAUCAGAUCGGCUGGAACCCCACGAACUUAAUGUGCUCUACAAAAUAGUUUCAUUGGUUCAUGAAAAUCUCAGCACUUCGAGUCAUGAUGAAGCUUCAGGUUUUGCCCCGAAGGUGUCAGGUAUUGACGGGGAGGGAGGUAAAAAAAGAACUGAAGUUGGUUACUCAUCACUAGUUCUGAACAACCCUGUUGCAAGCAUCCUUUGGGCUCUUGAACCAUUGGUACUCCAAAAAAUUUUGUUAUCUAUGGCGAAUCGCUUCCCAAGAACAUUAGAGGCUCUUAUCAUCCACAUGCUUUCCCCAACAGCAGCAGAAGUUCUUACUAGAAAGUUCGAUGAAAUGGAUAGAGAAGCCACCAAGGAACAACAAAGUGAGUUUUACCAGCAAUUUUAUAGUGUUUUUGAUGAUCAGUACGCUGCAAUGGAUUCAAUUCUUAAUGGAAAAGAGUCGUUUUCUUUCCAGGCUUUUUGUAACGUGCUUGAUGAGUACUUGGGGGUAUCUGUUGAUAAGGACCGAACGUAUCAUCAGAGGGGACAAUUUCGAUAACGACAUGUUACGGUUGUGGACUACAUUUUUAACGUCUUUGUUUAUGCAUGUCGUAUGGGACACGGGGAGCGAAAUUUUCAUUUCACUUAGUUGAAUGCAUUAUUAGAGAUAGUGAUGAUUGCUCAUCAUCUUUUUAUAUUGAAAGAUUUACAUACAUACCACUCAAUUACUUUGUAUUUAUAUCUCCAACGCCUAAACUUCAAUUUUUAAACA